Molecule: messenger RNA, 3040 nt
Organism: Ooceraea biroi (clonal raider ant)
Lineage: Eukaryota; Metazoa; Arthropoda; Insecta; Hymenoptera; Formicidae
Gene: HisCl1
Product: Histamine-gated chloride channel subunit 1
Biological process (GO): monoatomic ion transmembrane transport
Cellular component (GO): membrane
Molecular function (GO): extracellular ligand-gated monoatomic ion channel activity; transmembrane signaling receptor activity
Source: RefSeq, a predicted model, not a curated record
GGAUUUAUGGAUAGCGUGAAAAGAAGUGCACCGUUACAGCUAGUGCUAGCACCGCGAACCCGGCGCACCGACGUGACAAGAUCCAACGACGACGACGACAGCGUCACUCCUGUGUUUCCUCGCGGGUCUCCUCGCGGACCCCGAGUUUCUCACCGCCGCAAGAGACACGAAAGUGUUUCGCGUGUUUUUAUACGACGAUACAAACUACUGGUAAUACUUUCAGUAAGAUCUGAAAUCAAAGCCAACGAGCAGAAGGAAUUGGCAGUCGUGAUACGCAGAUGUAAUUCAAAUGCUCAUUGAUUCACGGGGGAUCGGAAGUGAUUGGAGUCCGGCGGAAAGGAUUUUCGGGCAAGCGGCUGACAGCAUCCGUUCGAUCUUCGUCGAGAGCAUUCGCCGGAUUUCCGAACGAUAGAAUGUGCAGCUGAUCGGAAUGACGAGGCACUCCUUGGUGAUCAUAUGCUGCUACUUGUACACCCUGUUUGACAUGGCCACCCCUCACUUCCCAGAGCUGGACUUCGAUGAGUAUGGGAAAAAGGAGACCUCCUUGUCCCUGAAGGACAUCCUGCCUUUGAAUCCAAAGCAGUACGACAAGCACAGAGCGCCAAAGUUCCUCGGGCAGCCCACCGUCGUUUAUUUUCAUGUGACAGUGCUCAGUCUAGACUCGAUAAAUGAGGAAUCGAUGUGCGGCAUCUGUGUUCACAUUGUUUUUCCAACGGCGACAGACGUACGUGGCCGACAUAUUUCUCGCGCAGAGCUGGCGGGACUCAAGAUUGCGAUUGCCGGAGAACAUGUCCGAGGAUUACAGGAUUCUCGAUGUGGAUUGGCUGCACAACAUCUGGAGGCCCGACUGCUUCUUCAAGAAUGCAAAGAAAGUUACCUUCCACGAGAUGUCGAUACCAAACCACUAUCUCUGGCUGUAUCACGACAAAACGCUGCUUUACAUGUCCAAAUUGACAUUGGUGCUCUCCUGCGCGAUGAAGUUCGAGUCCUAUCCUCACGACACUCAGAUCUGUUCGAUGAUGAUCGAGAGCCUUUCUCACACGACGCAAGACCUGGUGUUCCUCUGGAACACGACCGAUCCCCUUGUGGUGAAUCCGGAGAUAGAGCUGCCGCAACUCGACAUAUCGAACAACUACACGACCGACUGUACGAUCGAAUACUCCACCGGAAACUUCACGUGCAUACAGAUUGUCUUCAAUCUGCGCCGGAGACUGGGUUAUCACCUGUUCCAUACGUACAUCCCGUCCGCCCUGAUCGUAGUCAUGUCCUGGAUCGCCUUUUGGAUCAAGCCGGAAGCCAUCCCGGCGCGGGUCACGCUCGGUGUGACGUCACUAUUGACCCUCGCCACUCAAAACACGCAGUCUCAGCAAUCUCUGCCGCCGGUCUCGUACGUGAAGGCAAUCGAUGUGUGGAUGUCUUCGUGCAGCGUGUUCGUCUUCCUGUCCCUCAUGGAAUUCGCAGUAGUGAACAACUAUAUGGGACCCAUCGCCACGAAGGCCAUGAAGGGCUACUCGGACGAGGAUCUUCGAGAGGCCAUCGACGAUUUCAAGGUAGACAAAGAGGGGAAAAAAGCGCUGUGCGCGAUAUUUACAGCGAGUGCUUCGCUGGCUCUCCGCGAAAUUGAUAGUCGAGAUAAAGCGAAGGUACUCGCGGCACUGUCGCUCGAGUGCAACGCCAUUCCAUUCUGCCGGUGCAAGAUAUCGCUCAAUUGAAUAAAAACGCCGGGAAUAAAUGGCACUGCAUUGUAAACUACGACCGCAUUAUAAAUUAUCGACGCUCGUGGGGCCGUGAAAAUUGUCAGGACGAGCGAUCAAGUUACGUCAUUUCGCUCACGACCAGGAGAGGAAGGGAAGAAAGACGUUUCGCGUGCGUACAAAAGCAAUGCAGCUGUAUAAAAGAAAAAAUUUAAAUUAAUUUACUAUCUACCUACUGGCGAUAUACAGCAUUGCUUUUAAAUUAAUUUUUUUCAAUUUUCAAUUUUAGCUUUUUUUAUUUUUUUCCUUGACAUAAAAGGAAUAUUUCUGCUGAAUUCUCUGAUUUCCUGAAAAUUCUUUGUGCUGCUGUAUUUCUAUAAAUAUUACUUUCUUUUAACGUUUCUAUUUCCCAAUCUUUUCUCGUGUUGCACAGCAAGCAUCAUCUGUAGCGCGAACUGUGGCGAAGUAUCGCCAUUCGAAGUACGACUACUCUUAGACGAUAUCGUCUGUCCGUAUCGCGUGGCGAGUAUAACUUCCCGUGGUAACUCCCCUGCCUUUCGAGCAAGUUUGAGAGUUUUAUUUUAUUGCGAUUGUAUUCAUCCACCACUCGACUCGCGCGGUGAUAUAUCUGUUCUGUCCUUUUCUCUUACGGUUUACGCCGGCUUUGUGGUUCACCAUCCACACCGCACAGUAGUGCGCGUCCCACCGUUUUCGCCGCGUCGCGUCGCUCCCGCAUAAUAUCCGCUCAUACUACUUCAACGUACACUUUAACCCUAUUCUAGGACGCUCUUCAGGCGCGAAAUAAAUAUUACCCUUGUCUAGCAGUUGAUAACCAAAAGCUUUUUAUACUUUAAAGUGCAAUUAUCAUUUUUUCGUAUAAUCUCGCAUUGCAUCAAUUCUGUUAUGGAAAUGCCAAGCAUCUACGAUUUAGAAGCAGAACAUUUACGUAUCUAAUUCAUUCCUUUCAUGUUGUUAUCUUUUCCACAUUGUAAUCCUGUUCUCGACACGAUUAAUUGCCAUGCUCUAAGCACAAUAGUCUAAUAAUCUGAUAUGCACUUACCUUGAAGAAUAAUCUUGAUUAAAUACUAAGUAAAGGAAGAAACAAAGACCGUAAAUCGAUGUGACAUGCAUAUGGGUCAAUUUUUUUUAUGUUCUUGUACGUUAUUCUGUGUGAUUGUAUUUUUAAUUUUUAAUUUUUCGUGUCAUAGACACCGAUGCGACCAGACGCUGAAAGAAGUAGAAGUCCGGUGAGGUCACCGGCGGUUCAGUACGACGAGUGCUGCCAAGGACGGGCCACCGCCAUUUACAUCGACAAGGUUUCCAGAUUCUUCUUCCCCUUCUCGUUC